AGAGAUCCCAAUCCCAGCCAUCCUCUUCUGUGACAUCGUCGGUCCAAUAGUCAGAUGAUCGACACUGUUGUGCAACCAUAUCUCAGCAAAUUGAUCUGAUUGCAUUGAACGGCGUACGCUAGCUCGUUAGCUAAAUGACCCCUCUGUCUUGGCUGGAGCUCAACGGCCAGCUAGCCAUCCUCAGUCGGGAAGGAAAAGCUCAAAAUAGCUGAAGUCGCUGCUACGAGACGCUGUCACAGCUGAGCUGCUUAUCAGGUGCUUGUGACUGCAGUGUGCGGUGGACGACGAAAGCAUUUCUCAAAUAUUGUUUACAAUCCAUCACCAUUUGCUGCGGAAUCUGUUCCCAGAGAAAGGUUUUGCUUGCAGGAUCGCUAGCGCGCUAGCUAGCCUCCGCUGGCUGUUGCCAUAAUUGCUAGGACAGGCUGCUCUGUAGCUUAGCCAGCAGCGACCCACACAACAAGCUAGCCCGCUGGAUCUUGUCACUGCGUGCUCUGCGAAGCUUCCUCAAAGAACUGCACGUACCCGGAAAAUAUUAAAGCCAUAACAAACCAUAACUCCAUCCUGUUUACGCGUAUUUUGCAGCGAUUUAAUCCCGGUAUGGGGGACAUGAAGACCCCAGAUUUUGAUGACCUAUUGGCAGCAUUUGACAUUCCUGACAUUGAUGCCAAAGAGGCCAUCCAGUCAGCCCCGGAUGAGGCAGAGGGGCCCCAUGGAGCCAGUGGUGCACCUCUGGGGAAGCCAGAUAAUGUGGUGGGAGUAGGGUCAUCCCUGAGAUCACCAAGCCCCUCCGAUCCCCAGGCUGACACCUCAAUUGUCAGCGUUAUUGUGAAGAAUAAAGUGCGUGUAGAGACUGUCGAUGGAGGGGAUGGGGACACAGACCAAGACCCUAUUGAUGUAAUUGCAGGGGUGGAUGUGGGUCCUCGGCUUGGUGCGUGUGCCCCAGGAAUGGCUGAAUCUGAGGCUCUCAACCACAAUGGUUUUGGAGCGUCUGGUGUCUCCACACCCCUACCCCUGAGCCAGUCCCAAUCCAAUGGAGCUUCAUGGUCAGUAAACACCCCGAAAGCGUCCUCAGAAGGUGGAGCGGUUGGCAGCGGAGCAGUGAAGUCUCACAAGCAGGGCGGUAACAUUUUCAACAGACUUAAACCUCUCAUGGCACAGGGGACGGGAGACCCUGUGGGCCGGGCCAGGAAGAUGCAGCUUCUACAGCAGCAGCACCAGCAACAACAGGAUACGGGCCAAGAGAGGGCAGAUGGGGUCAAAGCCUCAUUACCGUCAUCCUCCUCCUUAUCAGCUGUGUCUUCUCCUCUGGCUGCAGGCGGGUCUGUCGGACUGGCUUCGCCUUUCUUUCCACCUUCCAAGCCUCUACUUCCUCCUCCACCAUCUGCCCUCUCAUCACACCCAAUGCAUUCAUCUCAGCCUUUUAAUGGAGCUCCCAAAGGUGGCGCUGCAGGAUUUCAGCCCCGGGAAUCAGAGGAGGAUGAUUCGGACCCAGACUUGGGGGGUCCCCUGGUGAUCCAAGAAAGCCCGGACUCCCCCACUUGCACUCCUCCUCAGCUGAGCCGGCGUUACAAGUCUGUCAGUGGCGACGCCGGCUCCACACAGCCUCCAUCCUCUACAGCAUCUCACCCCAAACCUGGUGACACUCCCUCAGGUGCCAGUCUGACAUCAUCGACUCCCCAGGCUGGUUCCACAGACAGCCCGCCGCUGGAGGACAGGCAUCCAGAACAUGUCAUAGAGGAGAGAGACUCACCGGAGAGUCCUGAGCCAGAAAUGCCCAAAUCGACUGCUCAAGUUGCAGCAAAAAGGUGCUCUAGCCCGGCAGUGGCCUCCACGCCACCACCCUCAGACCUAAGGGAGCCAAAGGAAGAAGAAGAGGAAAUGGAAGUGGGGAAUGGGAUAGAUAGGGUAGUCGAUGGAAAAGCAGACACGGGGAAGGGAGAAAGUGCAAGAACAGAUGAGGAGAAGAUGGAGGUAGAUGAUGGGAAGACUAAAUCCUUGACCACUGAGGAAGGGAGUGCAAGCACUCCAGCAGCUGCUGUUUCCGGGGCUCCAUCCCGACCCUUGAAAGUCAGAAUAAAGACUAUCAAAACCUCCACAGGUGGCAUCACCAGAACUGUCACCAGGGUAGCACCUAAAGGAGGUGCUGCUGGGAAAGGUUUGGACCCUAAAGCUCCAGCUGGGGGACGGAAGGUACUAGCAAACAAAGGACAAAAAAUUGAGCCUUCUCCUGGUCACAUGACAGCAACAUCUCAGCAGCAAAAAGUAAAGGCUCUCAAUGCUCUACCAGUGUCAACACUAGCAGCCAGUAGUGUCAUGCUCGCUGCUGCUACCAAAGUCCAAAACAAAAUGGCUGCAUCUGACAAGACCAAGGUUUCUGCCACUGCUGUUAGCAUCACUAAAUCUGCUGCCCUGCCCGUGACUCCCGCUGUGGCUUCCUCUCCCAAGUUUUCAGUUGCUGCUGGUGGGAUCAGCGUACGCACCGCCACCACUAAGACAGCUAACGGAGGUAGCGGGACCAUCAUAGCAGGCACCCUCCAGCCAAACAAGCCUGCCUCCAUAGUCAACAGUACAGGUGCUGUCAUCUCCCGUAGUCAGUCGAGCCUGGUGGAGGCUUUCAAUAAAAUUCUGAACAGUAAGAACCUUUUGCCCAGCUACAAGCCUGACCUCUCAGCACCUCCACCCCCAGAGUGGGGGCUCCCGCUCCCAGCCACAGGGUACCGCUGCCUGGAGUGUGGAGACGCUUUCGCUUUGGAGCGCAGCCUGGCCCGUCACUAUGACCGGCGAUCGCUCCGCAUCGAGGUGACCUGCAACCAUUGUGCAAAAAGGCUGGCCUUCUUCAAUAAGUGCAGCCUGCUGCUGCAUGCCCGGGAGCAUAAGGAGCGUGGCCUGGUCAUGCAGUGCUCCCACCUGGUCAUGAGACCUGUCACUGUAGAACAGAUGAUUGGACAGCAGGACACCACACCCAUUGGUGGCAUGCUCUCCUCUUCAUCCUCCUCUCCUCCAGUCUCCUCCCCCUCCAGCACACCUGGGGCUCCCCCCGUUUCUGCCAACUCCAGUCCAAUGAAGGAUUCCACCUCUCCAGCAGCUGCUCAGCCCAGACCAGUCCGCCGCACGCCCCAGGGCCCCCAAGCGCUGAUGCCGCUGCCUUGCAAGAAGGCCGAGGUGCUGCAGUACAACAAUUUCAAAUGUCCAGAGUGCCAAGCGCAGUUCUCUGGCAAGGCCGAGCUGGUCACCCACUUCCAGCAGAUCAGAGCUGCCCCCAACUCAGUGAGUCUUGGUGAUGAGAACACAACAUGCACCCAGUGCUCUCCUCCCAUGAUGCUGCCUAACUCGUGCGCUGUGUCUGCCCACCAGAGGAUCCAUAAACACAGAGCGCCCCAUGUCUGUCCUGAGUGCGGGGGCAUCGCCCGGCAGGCCAGCUUCCAGACCCAUCUGGAGGAGGCCUGUCUGCACUUUGCCAGACGUAUUGGCUACAGGUGCUCGAGCUGCCAGGUUGUGUUUGGAGGGUUGAACUCCAUCAAGUCCCACAUCCAGACCGCCCACUGCGAGGUCUUCCACAAGUGCCCCAGCUGCCCCAUGGCCUUCAAGUCUUCCCCGAGCGCCCAGGGCCACAUCAGCAGCCAGCACCCCACACUCACUGGAGGACAGGCCAAAAUGAUCUACAAGUGUGUCAUGUGUGAUACGGUUUUUACCCAAAAACCUUUGCUGUACAUGCACUUUGACACUCACCUGGCCAAACAGAAAGUGCAUGUGUUCAAGUGUCCGGACUGCACCAAGCUCUAUGCUCAGAAGGGUUCCAUGAUGGAACAUAUUAAGACGGCUCACAGAGGCCUGUCGGCCAAACCAGAGGCUCAGUCAGACACCUCGGCCUCCACCUCGAUCCCGGUCAACCCGUCCGGCCCCACCGGCCAGAAGUCGAAAUCCUCUGGAAAGACGGACAAUUCCGACGGAGAGGACUGGGGCCGGGAUCAGGAAGACGAGGAGGAAGAAGACGAGGAGGAAGAGGAUGACGACGACGACGGGGAUGAAGACUACGAGGCCCCGGGGAGUCUCACCAGCACCCUGGGGGGCAGCAGUCAUCCCGCCGCACCCACAGAGUGGACCUGUCCCCAGUGUCAGACCACCUUCACCGACAAUGAAGAUUAUCUCAGUCACGUGAAAAUGGAGCAUGGCAAGUUCCCUUGCCGUAUCUGUGGGGGCACGUUCAGCACGUCCUCCAGCCUGAGGCGUCAUGAGCGUGUCAUUCAUGAGGGCAACAAACGAGUCUUCCAUUGCCAAUAUUGCACAGAGGGCAAGCGCACCUUUGGCAGUCGGUUCUUACUGGACAAGCAUAUCCGCCUCCAUCACAGAACCACAGAUGGACAGGGUCCCCCUCAGACGAGGAAGCGUGCAGCCACCACAGGAGAUGGUCCUGGCAGCUCCUCAGAGCAGGACGGCGAGGGUGGACCUCCUGGAGGCCGGGCAGGAGAUGAAGAGGAGAACGCCACGGAGGAUGGCGAGGACGGUGGCGGCCCUGCGAAGAGAACCCGGGGGUCCAUGGUGUCAGCAGCACUGGCGCCCCCCGAGCCGGAGGAGGAAGACAACAUUUUCCGUUGCGUCCCCUGUGGCUUCUCCACCGAGGACGGCGCCGAGUUCCAGCGGCACAUCCCCCAGCAUCGGGUGGACACCGCCUCCUUCCAGUGCCUGCAGUGCGGCGUCUGCUUCGCUUCGGCCGGCUCUCUCGGAAGGCACCGGUUCAUUACUCACCGUGUGCGGGACCCGCAGGGCGACGCGGACCGCAGCACCCCACAUGCCCCCGGCUCUCCCGACGGGUCACCCGCCCCCUCGCCCCAGGGCCAGGGCGAGGACGGAGAGGGCAAUCUGAGCUGCAAGGUGUGCGGCCGGCGAUUUGACAAGGCCACGGACCUCAACACCCACUUCAGGACCCACGGCAUGGCCUUCAUCACCGCCCACAAGACGGACAAGCCCCAGUAGAGGGGGCGGGAAUCCUUAAAGUGGACGCAUUGGCUAGAAGAGAAGCCGAGGGUCACGAGCUCAGCUGAAAAGCAAGACUAAAAUAUUCCUCUAAAAAAGGAUGAAUGUUGAUUAUAAGAAGACAGAGCUGCUUCGGACCUUCAGUGCAGUUUUUUUGCCACCAUAAACUGUGUUUUAAUCUUAUCUAUGGCACCUCUCUGUGCAAUUGUAAUUGCAUGUUUGGUCACUUAACUAAACACACCUGUGAUAGACUCUUUGAGUGGAAGGCUAUUGAACAACCUCCGAGCAAAGCAUUUCUAUCAGCCAUACAGUUGAUUAUGUCUCGUCCUCCAUCACAGUCACCCUCACUCUGCACUGACUGUCGCUACUUGCCUGUCUCUUCAUUGUAACACCCAAACUCUUCAGCACAUCUCCCACUGUACUCUAAGAAUUGUAGUGCCGAUAUUUUUGUAUUUCAUACCGCUCAUGGCGUUCACACUCGGUUUGUCCCAAGUCCGGCUCAUUCUCUCAGAUCCACUGUCUUGCUGGACUCAAAUCAGCAUCACCAGCCCUGUUCCUGCAUCCAAGGCUGGUGGCGCUGCUCUCAAGUCCAACCGCUCCUCGACAUCUGAAGCGUCGACACACGGGAGUGCUUGGAGAACUUAUGACACUGAUUUCUAUGUCGCAGCGAUAUUAUAAAUAUUUAUUUAUACGAAACACAUUACUGCUGUUGGUAUUUGUGAGUCGGUUGCGUCAGAUCUUACUACUGGAUGCAGCCGUAGAAGUAGUGUGAUUAUACGUGCACCAGAGAGAUGAGAGGUGAGUCUCUGAAGGCAUUUCAUUAGGAAACGAGGUUACUGGCUUGUGGUAACUCGUGUAGCGUGAAUGACGUGUGAUGUUAUUAAUCGUUAAGCUAGAACAGGAGAGAUAAGGCUUCCUGCCAGUAGUAUAUGUGUACGAGUUUUGCCAUGUAAAUACAUAUAAUUACACUAAAAGAAAGCGUUCUGGUUUUAGUUACUUGCUAUGAUAAUGUGAAUACGUAUAGUAUUUGUACUUGUACUGUUCCCUUUUUUUUCCAAACAAUUUCAAGUUAAAAAAAAAAAAAAGAAUCCCCCCACCCCCACAGAGGUAGCUAUACAUUGUAAUUAAAAAGCAGAGGGAGAGCGCGGGGGGCCUUGUGUUGUCUUAAUGUGUAUGAAUACAAAUGUUUAUCUCUUUGAGACGGUUCUUUUUUAUCUACAGAAUCAGUGCUUGCUGUACUCACUUUUCUUUUGUAUGUUUCAAACCAGCCUUCGCGGUCACGUGAAGGAGGCCUAUGGGUGGAGUUUUUUUUUUUUUUUUUUUUUUUUCUUGUUUGUAUCUUUUAUAUGUCAUAUUUAUAUAGCGGAAUAGUGGAAAUUCAUGUCAUUUUUCUUUUCAUGGUUGUGGUCUGCUUGCUGAAAUGCCAUACACUUUUGUGCUGUUUCAAAAUAAAUGUGUGAAAGAGA
This is a messenger RNA of Myripristis murdjan (pinecone soldierfish), 6440 nucleotides long. It is a transcript of the gene znf687b, whose product is annotated as zinc finger protein 687b. NCBI's taxonomy places the organism in Eukaryota, Metazoa, Chordata, Actinopteri, Holocentriformes, Holocentridae. The coding region runs from base 598 to 4974 and encodes 1458 amino acids. The transcript has 10 exons. The record is from RefSeq and is a predicted model, not a curated record.